UUUCAUCUUCUCAGUGACGUUUCGUCAAACCAAAAUAACCAAAAAUUCUGUCCAAAAGUACUUCAGAUUCACACCACCCCGGCCCUCUCCCUCUCUUUCUUAAAUCACGGCGCCAUCACCUUUACCGACGAAAGAAAUGCAGGCAACGAGGUCGCGCCGCAAAGUGGCGCCAGCAGCCGCAUAUGGCGGUGAUUCGGGUGAUAAAUUGGAACAACUCCUCCUUUCCUCCGCCAUCUGUAACGGCGAGGACCUCGGUCCUUUUGUCCGCAAGGUGUUCGCUUCUGGAAGGCCUGAAAUCCUCCUCCACCUCCUCCGUCACUUCGCUCGUUCUAAGGAAUCGGAAAUCGAAGAAGUUUGUAAAUCUCACUACCAAGAUUUCAUCCUGGCCGUCGAUGAUCUCCGAUCCCUUCUCUCCGAUGUCGAUUCUCUCAAAUCUACUCUCUCUGACUCCAACUCAGGACUCCAAUCUGUUGGUGGUCCUCUCCUUUCUUCCCUUGACUCCUUCGUUGUAGCUCAAAAUGUUUCAAAGAACGUAAACUCCGCUUUGCAGUCGGUGACAUUGUGUAUUAAGCUGAUGGAGCUUUGCUCGACAGCUAAUCUUCAUGUCUCAAACGGCAGUUUCUACAUGGCAUUGAAGUGUUUAGACUCGAUGGCAAACGAGUUCCAAGAUAAAAUACCAUCAUCUACUUUAAAAAGGAUGCUGGAGAGGAAGAUUCCUGAGAUUCGAUCUCAUAUCGAGCGCAAAAUCAGCAAAGAGUUUGGCGAUUGGCUCGUUGAUAUUCGCGUGGUCAGCCGCAAUUUAGGGCAAAUAGCAAUCGGACAAGCCUCGGCUGCUCGACAACGCGAAGAAGAUCUGAGAAUCAAGCAAAGGCAAGCCGAAGAACAGAGUCGACUCAGCUUGAGAGGUUGCUUUUACGCUUUAGAAGAAGAUGAUGAUGAAGUUGAACUUGGAGGAGACGAUAAUGAAAGUUAUAAUAACGGUAAUAACGGCUUGUUUGGAUUUGACUUGACUCCACUUUAUCGAGCUUAUCAUAUUCAUCAAACUUUAGGACUCGAAAAUCGAUUUAAGCAGUAUUACUUUCAGAAUAGAAAGCUUCAAUUAACCUCUGAUUUUCAAGUAUCUUCUAUGACUCCGUUUCUUGAAUCUCAUCAAACAUUUUUUGCUCAAAUUGCGGGGUUCUUUAUAAUAGAAGAUCGCGUUUUAAGGACAGGCGGGUGUUUGGUUUCCAAAAUGGAGGUUGAGAAUUUGUGGGAGACUGCUGUUAGUAAAAUGUGCUCUGUUUUAGAGGAUCAGUUUUCUAGGAUGCAAACUGCUAGUCACCUGUUACUGAUUAAGGAUUAUGUGAGUUUGUUAGGAGUUACUUUGCGUAGAUAUGGCUAUCCUGUUGAUGCAUUGCUUAACGUUUUGAGUAAGCAUAGGGAUAAGUACCAUGAGCUGUUAUUAUCUGAUUGCCGGAAGCAGAUCGCGGAAGCUCUUGCUGAUGAUAAAUUUGAGCAGAUGUUGAUGAAGAAGGAUUACGAGUACUCGAUGAAUGUGCUGUCUUUCCAGUUACAAACAUCAGAUAUCGUUCCAGCAUUUCCUUACGUUGCACCAUUUUCAUCUACUGUGCCUGAUUGUUGCCGGAUUGUGAGAUCUUUUAUCGAGGAUUCUGUUAGCUUCAUGUCUUAUGGUGGGCAGUUGGAUUUCUAUGAUAUCGUAAAGAAGUAUUUGGACCGGCUUUUGGGUGAGGUUUUGGAUGAGGCUCUUUUGAAGCUGAUAAGUUCUUCUAUACAAGGGGUUUCUCAGGCAAUGCAGGUCGCAGCAAAUAUGGCUGUUUUGGAGCGAGCUUGUGAUUUCUUCUUUCGUCAUGCUGCACAGCUUUCAGGCAUUCCUUUGAGAAUGACAGAAAGGGGAAGGAAGCAGUUUCCUCUUAACAAAGCCCGUGAUGCUGCAGAAGAGAUGCUGUCUGGGAUGCUCAAGAGAAAGGUUGACGGUUUCCUGACUUUGAUCGAGAAUGUGAACUGGAUGACUGAUGAAGCUUCACAAGGUGGUAAUGAAUAUGUGAAUGAGGUUAUAAUAUAUUUGGAAACUUUGGUUUCUUCCGCUCAACAGAUAUUGCCUACUCAAGUUCUUAAAAGAGUUUUACAAGAUGUUCUUUCUCACAUAUCAGAGAAGAUUGUUGGGGCUUUACUGGGAGAUUCAGUGAAGAGGUUUAACGUAAAUGCUAUUAUGGGGAUCGAUGUAGAUAUCCGGUUGUUAGAAUCUUUUUCGGAUAACCUAUGUCCUGCGCUUUCUGAAGGGGAUGCAAAUCUGUUGAAAAAUGCACUUGCAGAGUCAAGGCAGAUGAUCAAUUUGCUUUUGAGCAACCAGCCAGAGAAUUUUCUGAACCCAGUAAUUAGAGAGAGGAGUUACAAUGCCCUGGACUACCGGAAAGUCAUGACGAUUUCAGAGAAGUUUAGGGAUUCAUCGGAUCGGCUAUUCGGAACCUUUGGGAGCCGCGGUGCGAGGCAGAAUCCGAAAAAGAAAUCUUUGGAUGCAUUGAUAAAAAGACUCAAGGAUGUGAGCUGAUUUGGCAAGGAGCUGUA
Hibiscus syriacus is the source of this 2565-nucleotide messenger RNA. RefSeq names its product exocyst complex component SEC15B-like. The record is from RefSeq and is a predicted model, not a curated record. Gene Ontology annotation, cellular component: exocyst; membrane. The transcript has a single exon. Bases 137 to 2548 code for a protein of 803 amino acids. NCBI's taxonomy places the organism in Eukaryota, Viridiplantae, Streptophyta, Magnoliopsida, Malvales, Malvaceae. Gene Ontology annotation, biological process: intracellular protein transport; exocytosis; Golgi to plasma membrane transport.